CACACAACCACUUCCCACAUCCCACUUCCCACCAUCCACUCCAUUGUUGAAGGACGGCGUCUCUCCAUCACAGCCUCAUUGUUCAAUCCACCAACUUCUAACACGCCUCUGUCUGACAUCCUCCGCGUCUUUGUCUUUGAGGCGCCCUAUCUUUCUUGACCCCAGUCUUCAUCAAGGCUGCUCGUUAGAUUGACCGGAUAUCUAUCCAUUUCCAUCCUCAUCAUGGUGUCCGCUUCAAAGGCUGCCCGUUUGGCAAAGCGGGUCGCGGAUGGAAAAGAGCCAAAGAAAACCGCUGCUUCCAAAGUCUCCUCCAAAGCGGCCUCGAAGAAUGCCUCCAAGGCUUCCUCAGCCAACGGCGAUUCUCCCCUGGUAGAUGCUGAGGAUGCCGACGUCGACCAAGUCGACGAGAAGGUCAAGAAGCUGGCUCUCCAAGAAGACGACGAUGGAAUUUCCGACCGCGUGACAACCGGUGUUCUUGCAUCGUUGGAAGCCAGCAAAGACGUCAAGAUUACUUCGGCGUCGCUCGUUUUCCACGGAAAAGUCCUCUUUAACGACGCAACUAUCGAGGUCAAUUACGGUCGACGAUACGGACUGCUGGGCGAGAACGGUUGUGGCAAAUCUACGAUUUUGAAAGCCAUCUUCAAACGCGAAUUUCCAUUCCCAGAGCACGUCGAUAUCUACUUAUUGAACGAGGGCGCUCCGAAGACCGAUUUGGGUGCGUUGGAGUGGGUUGUCCGAGAGGCGGAAAACGAGCUGGCUCGUUUGGAGAACCACGCGGAAGAGAUAUUGGAAAAUGAUGGACCCGACAGCCCGAUGCUUGCGGAGAUCUACGAGCGUAUGGAAGAUAUGGAUCCAUCGACCUUCCAAACUCGAGCCUCGCUCAUUCUUACUGGUCUCGGAUUCAACAAGAAGACGAUCCAUAAGAAGACCAAAGACAUGUCUGGUGGAUGGAGAAUGCGUGUGGCGCUCGGAAAGGCACUUUUCGUCAAGCCCUCCCUUCUACUGCUCGAUGACCCCACGGCACAUUUGGAUCUGGAAGCGUGUGUGUGGUUGGAAGAGUACAUGAAGAAGUGGGAUCGUACUUUGAUCCUUGUCUCACAUUCCAUGGACUUCUUGAACGGCGUGUGUACCAACAUGAUCGACAUGCGUCAACAGAAGCUCCUUUACUACGGUGGUAAUUACGACUCCUACAUGAAGACACGCACAGAACAAGAAAUCAACCAGGGGAAAGCCUACGAGAAGCAGCAGGAUGAAAUCAAGCACAUCAAGAAGUUCAUCGCAUCCGCGGGUACCUACGCCAACUUGGUGCGCCAGGCCAAAUCCCGGCAGAAGAUUCUGGACAAGAUGGAAGCGGAUGGUUUCAUCCAGCCGGUUCUUGGCGACCGAGUGUUCACUUUCCGCUUCGCCGAUGUCGAGAAGCUCCCCCCGCCCGUCUUGUCGCUUGACGACGUGACCUUCUCGUACAACGGUAAAAAGGAGGAUAAUCUCUAUGAGAACCUGGACUUUGGCGUGGACAUGGACAGUCGAACAGCCCUGGUCGGACCUAACGGUGUUGGCAAAUCAACGCUCCUUCGCAUCUUCACCGGCCAGCUUUCCCCCACCGGCGGUAAUGUUUCCCGGCAUACGCAUCUCAAGCUGGGCAUGUACAGCCAGCACAGCGCCGAGCAGCUCGACUUGACCAAGUCCGCUCUCGACUUCGUGCGAGACAAGUACAGCUCGAAGAGCCAAGACUACCAAUACUGGCGAUCACAGCUGGGCAAGUACGGGUUGACGGGCGAAUCGCAGACCGCCCUGAUCGGGACGCUCAGUGAAGGCCAGAAGAGCAGAAUCGUGUUCGCCCUGUUGGCCAUCGAGCAACCAAACAUGCUGCUGCUCGACGAACCUACCAACGGCCUGGACAUCCCCACGAUCGACAGUUUGGCGGAUGCGAUCAAUGCUUUCAACGGCGGCGUUGUCGUCGUUUCCCACGACUUCAGACUGCUCGACAAAAUUGCUAAAGACAUCAUGGUCUGCGAGAACAAGACUGUGAGGAGAUGGGACGGCACCAUCGGGCAAUACAAGAAUCAUCUCCGCAAGAAGAUGCUAUCCGCCGGCGCUGUCUAAGACGCUCAUCCCGGAUUUUCCUUUGUUCAAUAAAAAACUUUUUUUUCCAGAGGGCUUACAGGGCUCCCUUUGCAUGGUGGGAGGCUGCGCAUCAUGAACCAGGAUAUGUGCGGCUGGCGGGCUAAAGUGCUGAUGACUUGGGUCUUCCACGAGGGAAGAUUACGGUAGAUAGACCAUU
This is a messenger RNA of Eremomyces bilateralis CBS 781.70, 2281 nucleotides long. RefSeq lists its product as uncharacterized. Gene Ontology annotation, molecular function: ATP binding; ATP hydrolysis activity. The record is from RefSeq and is a predicted model, not a curated record. The coding region runs from base 223 to 2103 and encodes 626 amino acids. The transcript has 3 exons. Lineage: Eukaryota; Fungi; Ascomycota; Dothideomycetes; Eremomycetales; Eremomycetaceae.